This is a messenger RNA of Colletotrichum truncatum, 2490 nucleotides long. RefSeq lists its product as uncharacterized. The record is from RefSeq and is a predicted model, not a curated record. NCBI's taxonomy places the organism in Eukaryota, Fungi, Ascomycota, Sordariomycetes, Glomerellales, Glomerellaceae.
AUGCAUUUCUUAUCGCUGUUAACUGCUGCUGUGACGGCCAGCGCUUCCUCGUUGACGCCUCCUGUUCUUCCUUUGAUCGUUCGGAACCCGUAUCUCAGUACUUGGCUGGGAAAUGCUCGCGAUGCACCAUGGGAACAUUGGCCGACCUUCUGGACCGGAAGCAGUGUUGGCUUCUCGGUUAUGGCCUCCGUGCCAGAUUCUAACACGGUUUAUCCGCUGCUCGGACGGCCGCAGGACUCUUUGUCUUCCUCUUCCAAAAAUUACAACGUAGCUUUCCCAACCUAUUUGGGCGCCGUUUUUGAUGCCUCAACCACCAACCUUUCAUAUUCGAUUCCUCCCCCUAAGGGAAACUCCGCACCCGUUACAGUCAUUCUCUCGUUCCUAUCCCCCAUUACGCCCACCUCAACCUUUCGUCAGUCAAUUCCUGCUGCGUAUCUGACUGUCCACGUCGAGGGAUCGUUUGACAUUAACGUCUACACGGACUUGAACGGCGAGUGGGUCAGUGGCAACAGAGACAACAAAAUUAUUUGGAGGUUGAGUAACGCGAAAGCCUCACAAGGCCACAGCGCCGCACUAAAGACAUGGCAGGUGUCACGGCACACGCAACAGCUUCUCACCGAGUUUGCUGAUCACGCGGAGUGGGGAACCCUGCAUUUCACAGGCCCGGCGAAUGUUUAUCACCAGGCGGGAACGUCUGCCAUACUGCGGCAACACUUUGCAAAAGAUGGUUCACUGAAGAAUGAGGUUGACAACUCCUUCCGGAAGAUUAUGGACGAGGAGCCGGUGUUCGCCUUUUCCAAGUCAUUCCGCCUCAGCAAUAAGACUGGGGCUGGUUUGGCAUCUGCAGACAGCGUGUUGUUUACACUGGCACUGGUCCAAGACCCGGUUGUUCAAUUUGCAGCCGCCAGGGGAUUGACGAUGAUGAGGCCUUUGUGGUCAUCUUACUUUGCAGCCUCUACCGAUCUUAUCCAAUACCACUACGAUGACUUUGCGGCAGCCAACCUACUAGCCAGAAACUAUUCUGGGCAACUGGCCAUUGACGCCUUUGCUUCGGGCUCUCAAGACUAUCAAGAUAUUGCCGCACUGUCUGCUCGUCAAGUCCUCGGCGCAACGCAGUUCUCCGGAACCCCUGACAACCCCAUAUUGUUUCUCAAGGAGAUUUCUUCAAACGGAAACUUCCAGACCGUUGACGUGAUCUUCCCCGCUUUCCCAUUUUUCUUAUACACCAACCCUCGUUGGCUAGCGUAUCUGUUAGAGCCUCUUCUAGAGCACCAAUUGAGCGGCCAGUAUCCCAACGACUAUAGCAUGCAUGACCUUGGAGCACAUUUCCCCAAUGCAACUGGACAUCCUGACGGCAGGGAUGAGUACAUGCCCGUGGAGGAGUGUGGAAACAUGCUUAUCAUGGGCUUAGCGCUUGUGAAUGCCUUCAAAUACGACACUCAGCCAGCAUUUCUCCAAUCCGUGGGUGGCUAUGCGAGAUCGCUUGAAUCACUGAGCACGGAUAUCUCCGGUGUACGGCCUUGGGCGUUGUCCUCCGAUGGUUACGGCAUUGACCGCCCCUCAGCUGCUACUACAAUGAGGGGAUCCAAGGAGGCUGAGAAAUGGGUGUCAAGGUCAUACGAGCUCUGGACCAAGUGGACGGGCUAUCUGGUCCGUGAAUCCCUCAUCCCAGCUAACCAGCUCUGCACUGAUGACUUUGCCGGAUGGCUUGCCAACCAGACAAACUUGGCUCUAAAGGGCAUUAUCGGCAUCAAAGCAAUGGCUGAGAUCGCCGACGUACUGGGCAAGGCAGAUGACACCAAGUACUACACAAAUAUCGCGAACGAGUACAUUGAUAAGUGGCAAGACUUCGGGAUUUCGAGGGACGGGUCUCACGCCAAGUUGGCAUAUACUUGGUAUGGCUCCUGGACGACAAUCUACAACCUGUAUGCGGACUCGCUCCUCUGCUUCCACUUACCAGGACAAAGAGACUCAUCACUGGGUGGGCGAAUUUCGGGGUGGCUGCAGAGGGUUUUUGGCAUGGGAUCAAGAACGACCUUCAUCCCCGACAAGAUUUAUACCAUGCAAAGUAACUGGUACCAUUCGGUUCUGCAGCACUACGGCCUGCCGCUCGACAGCCGACAUCUUUACACAAAGAGUGACUGGCAGUUCUUUGCUGCGGCUGUAACAAGCAGGAAGACUCGGACAGAAAUUCUCCAAAGCAUUGCAACUUGGGUGAAUGAGACCACUACAGAUCGACCUCUCACCGACCUGUACGAAACGGAGGGCACGGGUGGGUGGCCUGGUCCUCACUUCAUGGCCAGACCAGUAGUUGGGGGCCACUUUGCCUUCCUUGCGUUGGAAAGAGCAUGUGGAGGUAAGGCAGUUGAUGCAUUGAGCUUUCUAGAAGAGCCAGAGGCAUUUGUAGAAGUAGACGUUCGGAAGGCUCUUGAGGUCGAUAUCUUUGGAGGACCGGAGGUAAAGUAUCCGGAGGUGAUACAGGACUUGUAA